AUGGCGAGGGUACACUCUUCGCCGUCGUUUCCUUCUUCUUCGUCGCCGGCGGCGGCGGCGUGCGCGGGCGAGAGAAGCGGGAAGGUGUUCACGCUGUGGCUCAAGUCGCUGGUGCUCAACGGGCGGGGGUGCACCGUGUACGACUCCGACGGCCACAUCGUCUACCGCGUCGACAACUACGGCUCCAAGUGCAGCGACAACGUCUGCCUCAUGGACCUCCGCGGCAACGUCGUCGUCAACAUACACAAGAAGAAGCUCGCGUUUGGCAAGUGGGAAGGGUACAAGUGGACCGGCCGGAAGCAAGAGGCGAGCGCGUGGUUCAAGGUGGCGCGGCCGCGCAGCGGCAUCUUCCACCGGAGCGGCGGCCGCCCGUCGUCGUCGCCGUGCGAGUUCGAGAGCGACGCCGGCUGCGCCAUGCGGUACAGGAUCGACGACGACGGCGGGGCGCGCGCCGGGAAGCGGGCGUGCUGCAGGAUCGUGGACGCCGGCACGGGGCUGGUGGUGGCGGAGGUGAAGAGGAAGGUGACGGCGGGCGGGGUGGCUCUCGGGGAGGACGUGCUCGCCCUGGUGGUGGAGCCCGGCGUCGACGACUCGCUCAUCAUGGGGCUCGUGCUCGUCUACGGGCUCAUGAAUCGCACCAUGUGA
Triticum turgidum subsp. durum (durum wheat) is the source of this 645-nucleotide messenger RNA. The record is from the annotation of a GenBank genome assembly. NCBI's taxonomy places the organism in Eukaryota, Viridiplantae, Streptophyta, Magnoliopsida, Poales, Poaceae.